AUGUUUUAUAAAAAAACCGUUGAAAUUAGGAAGUCCAAAGGGUUGGGUCGGUGUAUUACGCCUAAUUUAUACCUUCUUCACUCACUCAUAGUCAUCCCGGUGAUCUCCAAACACCAUCGGAGACAUGUUUCAGUGAAGAAGAAAAAGAAGAAGAAGAAGAAGAGGGUUUUAUUUGGAGGCACCACCUUCUUCUCUUUUUUCUUCCAGCGACACCACCGUUGUCUCUUUCUUUCAUUAUCCGGCGUUCAACAAUCCUCUGUGUUUCCCUCUUCGUCUGUAUUUUCAAUAGGCCAAGAAGAUUAUUCAGGUCGCUCUUCGUUCAUUAUUCGUUCGUUCCUGGAUUCAUCGCAUGCUUCAUCAUCGCUAAAAGGAUCAAACACUGUACAAAAGGUCGCCAAAUUGAAACCAAAGCAUCCAUCAAACGAAGAUGAUUGGUCAAGCAAGUGGUGA
Molecule: messenger RNA, 450 nt
Organism: Lactuca saligna
Lineage: Eukaryota; Viridiplantae; Streptophyta; Magnoliopsida; Asterales; Asteraceae
Source: the annotation of a GenBank genome assembly